CCCAAGAUGGCAGCCCCCAUGAAAGCGGCAUGAUAUGCAGGUUCAACAUGAUCGUACACAGUCACCAUCCGUUAGCAUAGCGACUUUCAGAAUAUGUUAUGGAGAACAUGAUAUGUAGCUGCUUGUUAAGUUUUAAACAUGUUGCACAACAUCAGGAUGGUGGUGUUCUCUUCCUCGAGUUUGGCUGCAAGGGGGGCCCUGUUUGGGUUGCGGGGUCAUGUCCCUCGGUCCGUCGUGCGGUGCUACCAAGCCGUGGACCACGAUGACAUGUCCAAGAUCAGGAACAUCGGAAUCAUGGCUCACAUUGACGCGGGCAAAACAACUACAACGGAGAGGAUGCUGUUCUAUUCCGGAUAUUCGUCACACAUAGGAAAUGUGGACAGUGGAGACACCGUCAUGGACUACAUGGAUCAGGAACGUGACCGCGGCAUCACCAUCACCUCUGCUGCCAUCACGUUCCCCUGGCAACAUCACCGCAUCAACCUCAUCGACACACCAGGCCAUGUGGACUUCACGGUGGAGGUGGAGAGGUCCCUGAGGGUGCUGGAUGGAGCAGUUGCCAUCUUGGAUGCUUCAGCUGGAGUGGAGGCCCAGACCGUGACCGUGUGGAGACAAGCGGACCGCUACCACCUCCCGAGGAUGGUGUACCUGAACAAGAUGGACAAGCGUGGUGCCGACCUACACCUGUGUCUCAACUCACUCACUCACAAACUGAAGGUGCAGCCCAUGGUGCUGCAGUUGCCGCUGGGGGCGGAGCGAGGCUUCCAUGGGGUCAUUGACCUGGUCAGUAUGGAGAGGCAGGUUUGGGACACUAGCACAUGUCCCGAUGGUGCUGUGUAUGAACAAAGCCCACUCCCUGAGUCAGAUCCCCUGUACGAAACUGCUCUGAAUGAGAGAAACAAUUUGAUUGGUCAGCUUGCUGAUUUUGAUGACAGGCUGGCAGAACUUGUUCUGUCUGAUGACAUAACGAACAUUCCCCAGUCUGUGCUGCAUAAUGCCAUCAAACUUUGCACGGUGAAGCAGCAUUUGGUUCCGGUGCUGUGUGGAGCCUCCUUCAAGAACAAGGGAGUGCAGCCUCUCCUGGAUGCCAUCAUCCGCUACCUGCCCAGUCCCAUGGAGGUCAGCUAUGGGUUUGCUGAGCACUAUGGAAGUGACCUCUGUGCUCUCGCUUUUAAGGUCAUUCAUGAGAAACAGCGAGGUCCCCUGACGUUUCUUCGAAUGUAUUCAGGGAUGAUGAAGAGUGGGGAGUCUGUGUACAACAUCAACCGUGGUGUGACGGAGAAGACGAGCCGACUGCUGCAAGUGUAUGCCAACGACUUCCAUGACAUGUCCACAGCAUCGGCUGGCAACAUCGUCCUGGUGGCAGGACUCAAGCAGACGUACACCGGAGACACCAUCACCAACACACAGAAGACGGCCAACGCUGCAGCACGGACAUACAGGGCACACAGACACAAGGCGGGGCUGACUGAUGCAUCCAACAGCAAUAGUGAAGGGGACGACCACCUGGAUGGGGACAGUGGGCUGCCUGUGCUGGCAGGGCUCGAUAUUCCUGAUCCUGUCUUCUUCUGCUCCAUCGAACCCCCAACAAUGGCAGCUCAGAGACAGCUGGACAUGGCCUUGGAUUGCCUUCAGAAAGAGGACCCAAGUUUGAAGGUUGAGUUAAAUCAGGAAACAGGGCAGACUAUUCUGUUGGGGAUGGGGGAACUUCAUCUUGACAUCAUCCGGUCCCGCAUCCUCAAGGAGUACCGCGUUGAGGCCGAGAUUGGACCCCUCCAGGUCGCGUACAGAGAGACAUUAUCAGUGGAGGCUGAGGUUGAGGACACCCUUGACAGAACUGUGGGGGAGCGACGCCACCAGGUGUUCAUGAAACUGUCCGUGCACCCAGACAUCGACACCCAGGACUUUAAACACGUGGAGCUGGUGUCGUUCAGGGACCAUCACUUUCAGCCGAAGCGCCCCCAGUUGAAGGCUGUGGAGAGUGGCAUCAGAUCCUCACUACAGAACGGUCCUGUACUCAACUGUCCUGUGAUCCACGUCCGGGUCCGGCUCCACAGCCUCCAGGUCCGCCCGGGCACGUCCCUGGCAAUGGUGUCGGCCUGUGCAGCACAGUGUGUGAGCAAGGCCCUCCGGGAUGCAGAUGCAGCACUCCUGGAGCCCAUGAUGAAGUUACAGAUCUCUAUGGAUGAGGAUCACCUUCACUCUGUGUUGUCUGACCUGGCACAGCGCAGGAGCCACAUCGAGAGCAUCGCCCCCCGGGAUGAUGUGAGGGUGGUGGAGACAAUGACACCGCUAGCUGAGCUGAUGGGGUACUCCACAGACAUAAGAACCAUCACCUCUGGUACGGCCAUGGUGUCCAUGGAGUUUUCUCACUAUGAACUGAUGUCUGUGCAGCAGCAGAACAAGGCCAUAGAGAAGGUGCUAGGUUUUGUGCCAAAUAGAUGACCUGGUCUGAUGCAGGGGCGUUGUGAAGGAUGUCAGUUAUGUUGUUAAAAAUUGUUGGUUUGAUAAGUGUGGAUGUGUGAAUAUUGAAUCCUCUUAAUGUUAGGGUUACAUGUCACAGGAUUGUAGAGAUAGUGCAGUAGUGGCUGGUCUGAGUCUGUUCUGAGUCUGGUCCUGGUUCUACAUUCAGGUCUGGGGCCAGUCCAGCAGAGCUGUGUGAUAUUGCCGAGCCAUUUACAUUUGUACAUCAAACUAUCAAACUAGGAAUAUUCUAGAUUGCAAUAAACUGGUACAUAUUU
Messenger RNA from Haliotis rufescens (red abalone), 2741 nucleotides. RefSeq names its product ribosome-releasing factor 2, mitochondrial-like. The transcript is spliced from 9 exons. The record is from RefSeq and is a predicted model, not a curated record. Gene Ontology annotation, cellular component: mitochondrion. Gene Ontology annotation, biological process: ribosome disassembly; mitochondrial translation. The coding region runs from base 139 to 2445 and encodes 768 amino acids. Gene Ontology annotation, molecular function: translation elongation factor activity; GTPase activity; GTP binding. Lineage: Eukaryota; Metazoa; Mollusca; Gastropoda; Lepetellida; Haliotidae.